Molecule: messenger RNA, 1001 nt
Organism: Photinus pyralis (common eastern firefly)
Lineage: Eukaryota; Metazoa; Arthropoda; Insecta; Coleoptera; Lampyridae
Product: formin-like protein 14
Exons: 5
Coding region: 21-1001 (326 amino acids)
Source: RefSeq, a predicted model, not a curated record
GUUAGCAUCGAGCUAUUAUAAUGGCAUCACUAACUAAAAAACUAACGAAAAAGUUAAACCGCGCGCCCAAAGCCCCUAAAGUUCCAAAAGUGCAAAUUCUACAGUCGAUGCUAAUAAAAGCACCGACUACGUCGUCGACGAAGACGUACACCACCACCGAAAAACCGCCGUCAAAGCCAUCUGGGGUGUUAACCCAGAUGGAUCCGGUUCCGCCGCCCCAGGGAUUACCACUCUUGGACGAUAAUCUGAGUGUAAUAACAAUACACUCAGAUAAUUCGACAUUUGCAACCGGGAAUAUGGGCGAAAAUUUCGAGCUGGAUAUGCUUCUGGCUCAGUUGGAAGGGGAUCCGGCGGCAGAUUUUCUUUUCGAGCCAGCUCGCAUAGUACCGACGCCCACCUUGAGCGCCGAAGCCAUGCGGUCGCCUACACCGCCACCACAGCUACCACCACUACAGCUACAUCUUCCACCACCGCCACCACCACCCCUACCAGCAGCAACACCGGUUCCUGCUCCUCCUCCACCGGCAGAAUCCGGCCGUGAAGCGGGAAAAAAACGAUCUCACAGCCAUGACCACGCCCCUUCGACGAGCGGAAUCAAAAAAAGGGGGAAAAAUUUGGGGGACAUGAUGCAUAUGGUCGACCUGGAGGAGGGGUACCGCCCCGAAAGACCAUCACCGCCACAACCACCUCAGUCGUCACAACAAGAGGGGGGGUCGCUUCAACCAAAGACCCCCAGGGAGCUAGCCCUAACCACCUACAGCAGCUUAAAGCAAAUGGAGCCGGUGUACCGGGCCAAGCUGCUGGAGGCGCGAGUGAAGACGGCUGAGUUGGAGCGGCAGCUAGAGGCGGCAAAGGCGGACGAAAAGCGUCUGGAAAAGGAUGAGACAGCCGCGGGGGACCGCGCGGCCGCGGCGGUGCAGCAGCCGCGCGGAGCGCGCGCGGGCAGCCUUCAUCCUAAUAAAGGUGAUGGUGUUUCAGACGAACUCCGCGGAUACAUAUGA